Metarhizium album ARSEF 1941 is the source of this 1074-nucleotide messenger RNA. RefSeq names its product cyanide hydratase. Gene Ontology annotation, molecular function: catalytic activity. NCBI's taxonomy places the organism in Eukaryota, Fungi, Ascomycota, Sordariomycetes, Hypocreales, Clavicipitaceae. Bases 1 to 1074 code for a protein of 357 amino acids. The record is from RefSeq and is a predicted model, not a curated record. The transcript is spliced from 5 exons.
AUGGUUGCUACCAUUCGUCAGUACAAGGCUGCCUGUGUACAGGCCGAGCCUGGCUGGCUCAAUCUUGAAAAGUCAGUCAAAAAGACUGUGGACUUGAUCCUUGAAGCUGGCGAAAAGGACUGCAAGCUAGUAGCCUUUCCCGAACUUUGGAUCCCAGGAUACCCCUAUUGGCUGUGGCGUGUGAACUACCAGGACUCACUGCCGCUCCUCAAGAAGUUCCACCAGAACAGCAUGCGGCCCGACUCUGACGAAAUGCGGCGAAUCCGCGAAGCUGCCAGGGCCGCCAAGACGUACGUCUCCCUGGGCUACUCCGAGCUCGAUGGCCACACCAUGUACAUGGCCCAGGUCGUCAUCGAUCCCACGGGAACCGUCAUCAACCACCGCCGCAAGAUCAAGCCAACCCAUGUAGAGAAGCUGGUGUUUGGCGAGGGAAGCGGCGACUCGCUCCACGCCGUCGUCGAGACGGAAAUCGGCAAUCUCGGACACUUGAACUGCUGGGAAAACAUGAACCCAUUCCUCAAGGCCCUCAACGCCAGCAGACACGAGCAAGUCCACGUCGCCGCGUGGCCCGUGUACGGCCCCGGCUCGGCCAUCAAGUACCCCGACCCCUACACGAAUGCUUCCGAAACCCAAUCCGAGCAUGUCACCCCCGCGUACGCGUACGAGACGGGCACGUGGACCUUGGCACCAAGCCAAGUGGUGACCCGUGAGGGGGCCCGUCUCGGCCUGCCGGUUCGGCUGCAAAACGACGAGGCCGCCCUCGACGGGGAGGCUGACAUUGUUGGAAACGGCUUCGCCAGGGUCUACCGCCCGGACGGCCUCCGCGCGGUGGAUGACCCGGCCAAGACGUUUGACGGGCUCGUCAUGGUCGACAUUGAUCUGGACGAGAACCUGCUGACCAAGAAGAUUGCCGACUUUGGCGGGCACUACAUGCGGCCGGAUCUGAUCCGCCUCCUCGUUGACGAAACGCCCAAGACAAACAUUGUGGAUGCCAAUUCCGCCGACCCCAAGACGUUUCCCAGCACGCUGGAGCGACUCGGCUUGGCGACGCCUCUCCCAAGCGCCGAGACCUAG